GAUACAAACUAAUUAGAUCAUACAAAACUGAUGCUGAUGAAAAGGAUAAACUGAACGAUAUAACUCAUCUUGUAUUUUUAGUUCAUGGAAUCGGCCAUAAAAUAGAUAAUAAAAAAAUUAUAAAAAAUACUUCACAAUUUCGGGAUUGCGUCAAAUGGAUAAAACAAAAAUAUUUCCAAGGUACUGAACAGAKGGCAGAGUUUUUCCCUGUAGACUGGAGAUCACAGUGUAGUUUUGAUGGAGGGUUAGUUGAACAGAUAACUCCAUUAAAUUUAAAAAACAUACGACAAAUAUUAAAUUCGUCAGCUAUGGACAUCAUGUAUUACACUUCUCCUAUAUAUGGUCGAGAAAUACAAAAUAGUUUGGCAAAUGAGCUGAAUAGGUUACAUUCAGAAUUUGUAGAACGGCACCCACACCAUGACUUCAAAGUGUCAAUAAUGGCACAUUCAUUGGGUAGUGUGAUUUCAUAUGAUAUUAUAACCGGAUGGGAACCAUUUAUUAAACGAAGUGACAGUAGUCCAAGAAUUCAUUUAAAUUUUGAGUUGGAAAAUUUUUUUUGUUUGGGUUCACCAUUGUCUGUGUUUUUGGCAUUACGACAAAAUGAAAUAUUUAAAGAAAACUUAAACUUGUUCCCAAUGUGGUUGGCUAAAAAAGUUUAUAACAUUUAUCAUCCUACAGACCCUGUUGCAUAUAGGUUUGAACCAUUAGUUGCGAGAGAUUAUUGUCGCUAUAAACCUGUUGGAAUUCAAGCCUAUGGUAUCAAAUGCGAUUAUUCUGAGGUUCCUUUUGAAUUAAUUGGAAACAUAGAUUCUAGCUUCGAAGAAACUAAUGGAACUGAAGCCAAAGCACCAGAUGUAAAAAAAGAAAAUGAAACAUUCAGCCGUAGAAUAAGUACUUGGCUUAAUAUGUCAAGCAGCAAUGAUAAUAAAGCCAAUAAUUCAAAUCAGUUUGAAGUUAAUACCUGUCCACUUUCAAGAAAUAGUACGCCAGUUGAAAAUUUGAAUCAUCGGUUAGAUUAUAUUUUGAGAGAUAGUAUCGGAGGGUCAGCCAGUAAUUAUUUGUCAAUGUUGUAUACACAUACGUCAUAUUGGUCAAACUAUGACGUAGCAUAUUUCAUCUAUACUAGAUUAUUUCCCGAACUAGAUAAAACAAUGGAUGAUUUUCUAAGACCUGAAGAGAAAAUCCCCAAUUUUGACUUACAAUUUGAACAAGGUAUUGAAGUGACUGAAGAUUUGAAACAUUCUACUUAAGAAGCAAAUUAUCAGUAACAUCUAAAAAAAAAUUCCCCAUGUCAUUUUAAGUCUGCAACAUUUUUAUUUAUUUAUACUAAACAGUUCAUUGUUAUAUAUUUUAGAUUAUGUUAACUAGAUAUUAGUUAACACCAAAUAUGUUCAAUACCCAAUGGUUAAUAUUUUAUAAUUUAUUGAUUCUUACAAUACUAUACAGGGUAAAUUUCCAUUACAUUUCUCAUCAACAGUAAUUUAUUAUCCGGUAUCUUAUUUUAAUCAUUAAUACUAUUUGUUUUAAUUACAUUUUCAUAUUUAUCAGAUUUUAAAUUUGUUUCAUUUAUAUUUUGAUAUAAAUAUGCUUCACACUAUUCUUUAUGUUAUCCCAAGGUAUAAGAAAAAAUAACUCAAUCUCGGAUGUGAUAUUAAUUACUAAAGAAUAUAAAAUAUUCUAUUGAAAAUAAACUAAAAAUUAAAUGUUAUUUGUGUAGUAUAGUUUUAUACCUAUUAUAAUGUAAUGUAAUGAUCGAUGUACGUCCAAAUAAGUGUAUCACAGUAAUUUAACAUUUUAUAUGUUAAGUUGUCUACUGUUUACGAUUCACUUUGUGUAUUAUUAUAUGUAUUUAUAAAUGAAACACAAAUUGUUAACUGUGUUGUGAUUUGUAUUAGUCGAUUAUUGUUAUGUGUUAAGUAGGUAUUAUAGGUAUGCACUAUUGUUUUAUUGUUUAUUAGUGAGAGGCCUUGAACAUUUCUAAUUUGUAUUUAUUCAACUAUAUUAAAUWAUUUAAUAGGGUAUGUGUAUUGUGCGCAAUAAAACAAUAAUACAAGUUAUUUUUAUAAAAAUGUAUUUAUUAUGCAAUGUUUAUACUAUAUCUAGUGUUGUUUCACCAAAUCUGUGUGCCCAUUAUUAGUCUUUUUGAAACUCAUAUAUAUUAAUUUUAUCAAAAUGUUUUUAUUGUAGUUAUAAUAAUAAUGUGUUUAGAAGAUUGAAGUAUAAUGUUGAUUAUUUAUUGUUUGAUAACUGUAAACUAUU
Molecule: messenger RNA, 2259 nt
Organism: Diuraphis noxia (Russian wheat aphid)
Lineage: Eukaryota; Metazoa; Arthropoda; Insecta; Hemiptera; Aphididae
Product: phospholipase DDHD1-like
Cellular component (GO): cytoplasm
Molecular function (GO): metal ion binding; glycerophospholipase activity
Source: RefSeq, a predicted model, not a curated record